Aureobasidium pullulans EXF-150 is the source of this 1172-nucleotide messenger RNA. RefSeq lists its product as uncharacterized. The record is from RefSeq and is a predicted model, not a curated record. NCBI's taxonomy places the organism in Eukaryota, Fungi, Ascomycota, Dothideomycetes, Dothideales, Saccotheciaceae. The transcript has a single exon. Bases 17 to 988 code for a protein of 323 amino acids.
UACGCGGAUUCCUUCCAUGUAUCAAGCUUUACGCUUCGAUAAAUUAGGUUGCGGCAUGAACAACGAAAAGAUGCAGACAGAAUACUUCAUGGAUAAUCCAGUUCACCUUACCUACGACCUAGUCAUCGGACUAGCCGAGUUUUUACCGCAUGUUGGCAUCACCACCAAUUCUCCAGACGCAUACCUCGCCAAAUUCGUAUCCGAGUUCAUUCGAGGCUGGAAAAUCCAACUUGCAAGGAAGACCGAGGCCGACUGGAACAAAUUUGCCGGGAUCUUUGCAACUGUGCUGAAUCACCACUGCAACACAGGACCUCCAAAUGCCCUCCAAUAUGCCCACAACGCUCAAGCUUUCUUGACUGGAUUGCAACAUGGCAUGGGCGAAAUGAACUGGCACCUCGACACAAAUAAGAAAAAUAAGAUGCUACGCAAAAUAGCCCGUUUGGGCAUGACCUGUUCCAUCUUACUGGUCGAUGAGGUCGAAAUCCCAAUCGGUCAGGCAGAUAUCUCGGAUGAAAAUCAAAACGUCGAGGCACUUUGUGCAGACGGAGCGGAUGGAGAUGAAGAAGAAGACGGUUCCAUCUCUGAGAUUAACACCUCUGCAGAUGCAGUAUCAGAUGAGACUACUGGCACUAACGAUGCUACAGUAGCCAGCAGCAUCGAAAACAUCGAUAACGAUCUUGAGCGCCACGAGAACGCAGCAAACUCAACAAACACCUCAAGACACCCCCAACGCACCCCAGCAACCCCACAAUCCCAACCCUUCCAACACCGUCGCGCCGAUCGUAACAGCAAACCCCCAACCAUGAAUGUAGAAUCCAGCGACGACAGCGAUCAAGAAUUCCACACUCCAAGGCCCACAAGCAGUCCUCUCUGGAACGACAAGAAUACGUUCUUCGUAGAUGGCUUAGGGGCAGAGCGCGAGAUCUUUGAGAUAAGCGAUGAUGAAGAGGAAGAGGAAGAGGAAGAAGAUGGUGGUUUUGAAAUGUAGAGGGAGAGUGAGAUGUAUGGUGGUGGAUUUGUUGUUGAUGAGUAGAUAUUCGUAGAUCGUAUGCAUGUAUGGUAUAUACACUGAAUUCAGGUGUCUCAACACGCGUCAAGACCACUGUGUAUCGAGAAUGGCUAGCUGAGAAGGGCGUUUCGGGAGACGUAUACGCUAUCCGAAGUCACAGGCA